AAUUUCCCCUUAAUGUGUCAAAACAACAGAAAGAAAAAGGAAACAGGAAGGAUCGUUUCAACACAACUGUUUUACCUCCAGUAAGUGACCCACAGUCAGUCUCUCCAACAGAAAACGAUGGACUCGCGCUUCACUAGAGGAAAGUCCACCAUUCUGGAGCGACCUUUGAGCCGACCCAAAACUGAAGUGAGCCUGAGCGCCUUCGCCUUGCUGUUCUCAGAGAUGGUCCAGUACUGCCAGAGCCGGGUGUACUCUGUGAGCGAGCUGCAGACCCGGCUGGCAGAGAUGGGUCAGCGUGUGGGAGCCAGCAUGCUGGACGUUCUGGUGCUGAGAGAGAAGAAUGGGAAGAGGGAGACCAAAGUGCUGAACAUGCUGCUCUUCAUCAAGGUCAAUGUGUGGAAGUCUUUAUUUGGUAAAGAGGCUGACAAGCUGGAGCAAGCCAAUGACGACGACAAGACUUAUUACAUCAUCGAGAAAGAUCCUCUCAUCAACGCCUACAUCUCCGUUCCCAAAGAGAACAGCAGCUUGAACUGUGCGGCCUUCACUGCAGGCGUGGUGGAGGCCAUCCUCACUCACAGCGGCUUCCCCGCCAAGGUCACCGCCCACUGGCACAAAGGCACCACCCUGAUGAUCAAGUUCAACGAGUCGGUUAUAGCCAGAGACAAGGCUCUGGAUGGCAGGUAGAGACUGCAGACCGGCGGGGUGAAGAGGUUCUGACCCAGACGUACAGAGGUCCAGUUAUAACAGAUGAGUUUAUGGAUCAUUUAAUGUGUUGUUCUUUAUAGGAUGUGUUGUUUGCUUUUGUUUCGAAUCUUUAAUUAAAUAUAAAUAAAACUUUGGCUGAUGAAUAAAUUGCUCCUUAAUUCAUGAUCAAUAAUGUGCUGUAAAUAUCUUUUUUUUAAGGCUCACCACUUCCCCUACUGCAGAUAUCUUUUUAAUUAACCCAUUAAAUGAAGUCAGGGAUUGGAACCAGUCAGUCAUUCGAUUUUUUUUUUAUGAAAUCAGACUUCUUUCUCUGCAUGCUCAUUCAGACUAAUAUUUCAUACAGUCACCAUCAGACUCCAGGCUGAGCGUUUGCCUCGGUGUGACGCCAAUGGGCAGAAGGAAGGUAUAGACUAGGGCUGAAGUCCUGAAUUGAUUCGAUUUUGAUUCAUACCUUUCUAAAUCAAAUAAUUUCGAUUCGAUCUGAAUUUACAAUAAUGAAAGUGGUUCAACUGUGUUUCAAAACACUUAUUUUAUUUUUUUCCUGUCACAUUAAACACAAAGUGCAAACUUGUAUCGGACAGUUUAAACUUGAGAUGUGAACAAAACUGUCUCAAAAGUGCAAACUUGUUUGUGAAAAGUGAAAAAGCCUCACAUGAGCAAGCAGACAUGCAUGAUGAUCUGCAUUAUCUUCACUGCAAAAACCAUAUUUGCAGCAUUGUAACAACUACAGGGUGUUUUCUGGUCAGCCUCCAUUUGUAAAUGUCUUCAAUCAACAUAUUAGCUAUCUAGCUUGAAGUAUGAAUGCAUCUUUCCUGCUCAUUUGAAUGUGAACAUCACACACGUCACUAUAAAACUCGAUCGAUCUCAUUCCCUAGACAUUGAUUUUGCAAAAAUGUAAAGGAAUCUAUUCAAAAUCGCUUAAAUUGAUUUUUUUUUACCCAGCCCUAGUGUAGAUGUCUCACAGUAGGGAACUGUGCAGAAUAUAAGUUGUUUAUGAUCAUAUAAGGGCUGCAGCUAAGCACUAUUUUGCUAAUUGAUUGAUCUGUCGACUCUUUUUGGAUUAAUAACGGGAUAAAAAAAGGUUUCCUAAAGAAGAUUUAACACAGAAUUUAAACCAAGUGAAGUGAAAACUACGCUAUUUGAGGACUUCAGGAUUGAUUAUUUAAAUAGACCAAAAGGGUUUUUUUUACCUUUAAAAGCAAAACAUUUGGAUUUUUUUUUUAACCGUUUUUCCCUAAUAACUGCUUUGAGUUGGUUUCUCUGUGAGCUAAAGACAUCUUUUACUCUAUACUCAACAAUUAAUCCAUUAAACUCUAUUAGUUGACAUUUGUUUCAGCCCAGAUCUUAGGAUAGGAUGAAGGAAGGUAAAAAAGAACAUAAUUAUUCCCAGUGUGUUUUCUGGAGGUGUGACUGGAUUAGGACUGGAAUAAUAAUCAGAUUCAUGUUGAUUAAUCGAUUAUUGAAAUAAGCGUCAACUAAUUUAGUAAUUGGUUUGAUUAACUGGCCCCUUUACUUAAGACAUAAUACUAAAUAUGUUUUCAGAAACAGAAACCAUCACUGAAAGUUCCCUUAGAUCUAUUUUAUAUUUUUACCUUCACACUUAAUUCAACAGUGAUUUCAAAAUAAAGGUGUUUCACUUUUAGCUCCAGUGGUAUUGAGACGGGAUCAUCGUUUUAGGGAGGAACUGAUUGCAGAUCCCUAUGAAGCCUGAAAUGUCCAUUCCAAUUUUGACUGAGAUUUUCUUUACAAAAGUUGUUAAAGGAUCUCAAUAUGCCUUCAAUGUUUGGGUCUUAUGUUGAUGAAAAUUAACUGAAAAAAUAAAAACUUGUUUGAACUGCA
Messenger RNA from Cyprinodon tularosa, 2544 nucleotides. RefSeq names its product trafficking protein particle complex 5 (gene trappc5). Gene Ontology annotation, cellular component: TRAPPIII protein complex; TRAPPI protein complex; TRAPPII protein complex. Bases 118 to 684 code for a protein of 188 amino acids. The transcript is spliced from 3 exons. Gene Ontology annotation, biological process: endoplasmic reticulum to Golgi vesicle-mediated transport. The record is from RefSeq and is a predicted model, not a curated record. Lineage: Eukaryota; Metazoa; Chordata; Actinopteri; Cyprinodontiformes; Cyprinodontidae.